UUGGCAUCCUGCAACUGCGACCAUUCCUUAGUUCUGCUGCAAUGAGAAGCGACAUGGAGGACGCUUCGCCCUUGCUGGAGGAUCAUCUGGUCAAGCGCCUCCUAGAAGAAAGCCGGACAGGCAUCGUGCGCUGCAACAGUCGUGAGAUGUUUCGAACUUUUGAAGAUGAGGACAAUGUGGAGAUCGAGUUUGAUUUUUCAGUGCAGGAGAGCCCUGCCAUGAAUGGCAUGCUGACCUUGGUAUCAGUGACCACAUUCCUUGCUGGCUUCGUCGCCGCGGACUUCAGUGGAUUUGUUGGAGCUGACUGGGACGAUUCUCAUUGGAUCUUGAAGUUUCUGUAUGUUUGCAUGUUGGCCUAUGCCGAAGGUUCCUGCCUUUACAUUGCCAUUUGUGGCACCAUGGCCUGUGCCACGCACUUGCGCGCGGCCAACCAGAUCGCCUCGGGCAAGUGGCAGAACAUGUGCCUGGCGGCAGUGGAGCCCAUCCGUGCGAAGCUGGGUGAGUUGAAGGGCAGACGGAUGGAGACCAUCAAGGCUGCCCUAGGAGCUGUCAUACAAAGUGACGCCGACUUCCUGCGCAAUCUGCACACCGCCGGAGUCGACGCGGUCCACACGAAUCUGCAAGUGGACUUGCGGCGAAGGGAGUCUGGGGGAUAUCUGGUGGCGCCUAAGGAUCCAGUGAGCAGUAUGGGAACCACUUUUGGCUUCAAGUACCUGAAGGAUUUGAGCUUUCCAGCGUCCGUGCUUUGCUAUCUUGCAGCGCAAACCAUGAAGGCCUUGAAGGGGGAGCCAACUCAUAUCGUCGCCGCCGUUGGUCUAAUUGUUGGCUUUUGGGUAGUAAGAAUGAUGAUUGACCUUCGCAGCAUGUAUCAAAAGAUCUACGACUGAGCCCCUGGAGAGAAAAGCUUUCCGGAGUCUCGUGUGAAUUAAAGACUUGGUGAGCCAAAGAUUUGCACCACCACGUCCUUGCUCUGGGACAAGACUGUGCAGGCUAGGACACGAGAGCCACUUGAAUCUAGC
Molecule: messenger RNA, 1019 nt
Organism: Durusdinium trenchii
Lineage: Eukaryota; Dinophyceae; Suessiales; Symbiodiniaceae
Source: the annotation of a GenBank genome assembly